CCUCACCCCCCACAUCAUCCAUCCAUGCACUUCAGGUCCCCCUGCUCCUCCUGAGCCCUCCUCACUGGGCGUUCUUCAGAUAUAAACACAAGUGUUUAGUUCAAGGCCACGGUUUGGCUGGAAUGCACAUCACUUCUCCUCCUCCUCCCAGCUCUCUCCCUCUCUCUCUCUCGUUAUUGUCUCUUUAACUCUCAGAUCCCGCGCGGACGGACGGAGCGCGUCGUUGCCAUGACAUCCGCCUGCCGGAGCCGGCACACCGGUUAAAUAGAUGGCCCCUCUCCCGGAUUCCAGUGUGUGAUGCGGACAGGCAGCAUGCCGGAGGGCGCCGGUGUCUCUGAUUGGCGGUACCCGUCCCGGGAGGAGACUCUCCCCGUCAGCUGUUAGAGGACAUUCACCUGGAAGUCCAUGGAGCCGCGCGCGCUCGCGCCGAUUGCCUCACCUCGCUGCGUCGUAAGCUCAUUUGGACGUGAAAAGCCUGCGUUCCUGGAUUAAAAAAGGGGGUUGCUUGCUGAGUGAAUGAAAAUGUCCCGCGGCUCCAUCGGGCACUCCCGGCUAUUGUUGGCGCGGCGGCGGACGCUCGGCGCGCGGAUCGCCCCGGUUCAUCCCCACUAGCUGCUCGGCUGUGUCCUCGCUGCAUCCCACCUUCCGAGCAAUGACUUCCUGGCUCCGCUCAUGCGCCAGCGUCCCUCUGUGUGUCCUCCUCGCCUGUACGGUGUGGUGCGCAGAAGCUUCCAGCGCCGGUGCCAGUGUGUGUUGGUCACCCGGUGUCACCUCCUGCUCAGAUUGCCUCCGACGGGGACCACAAUGUGCCUGGUGUUUCAAGGAGGACUUUCUAAACAAGGUGGGGCCAAGCCAUCGCUGUGAUCUGCCAGAAAACCUGCUGAGGAGAGGCUGUGGACCGGAUUUCAUGGAGCUGUCAGAGAUCAAGGUGGAGGUCGACGGGCUCACCAGGUCACAAGUGUCUCCGUCGCACAUCAACAUCACUCUCAGACCAGGAUCAGAAGUCAGUUUCAUUGUAGCUGUGACACAGCUGGAGCGAUAUCCUGUGGACUUGUACUACCUGGUGGACGUGUCCGCGUCCAUGCAGGAAAACCUUGAUAAUCUGAAGACGGUGGGAGUGGCCUUAUCUCUUCGUAUGAUGCAGCACACCUCAGACCUUUGGCUAGGUUUUGGCUCAUUUGUGGAUAAACCUGUGUCACCUUAUAUUAACGUACACCCCUCUAAGAUCAACAACCCCUGCAGCGAUUACGAGAUCCGCUGUCGCCCGGCCCACGGCUUCCAUCACGUUCUCAGCAUGACAGGGAACCUGAGCGAGUUCACGCGUACGAUCAAGCGCCAGCGCAUCUCCGGCAACAUGGACACACCUGAAGGAGGGCUGGACGCCAUGCUGCAAGCUGCUGUCUGCCAGGAUGCGAUCGGUUGGCGAUCUGAAGCCAAACGUCUGCUGCUCCUGAUGACCGACCAGCCCUCUCACCUCGCCCUGGACAGCCGGCUGGCAGGGAUUGUCGUGCCGCAUGAUGGUCUUUGUCACUUGGAAAACAAUGUUUACACAGGAAGCACAAAGAUGGAUCAUCCCAGUUUGGGACAAUUGUCUGAAAAGCUGCUUGAAAACCGUAUCUACUCUGUCUUCGCUGUGGAGAAGCAGCGGUACCAGUGGUAUGAGGAGCUGGUGCGCCUACUUCCUGGUUCCUACUUGGGAAAGUUAAGCGUCUUUCAAGCUCCAAACCUGAUCGAUCUGGUGGUGGAUGCAUAUAAGAGGCUGCUGUCAGAGGUGCUGGUGUCUGUGUCGGUGGAGGACGAGGCAGUCAGCAGAUACUGGGUCUCUGUGUCUCCUCUCUGUCCCGAUGGAUCCACGGCCAAAGGCCGGAGCUGCACAGGAGUGCAGCCAAACCAGACGGUCUACUUUAACAUCACCAUCGGUCAACACUCCUGUGCCGAUGACGGCAGAGACGAGGAUGUGAGGGUGAUCGUUCGCCCCGUGGGUUACAACGAGUCAACGGUAGUUAGGAUCCACUCCAAAUGUCACUGCAGUUGUGGAGCGACGGGGCAUUGCCACGAAGACGAACAGUUACCCUGCCAGGGGAUUCAGGAUGGUGCGACUCUGCAGCAGGACUUAAACGCAGAUCCAAGCAGGAGCUGCAGAGCGACCGGUGCAGAUGUGGACUGCAGUGGGCGGGGAACGUGUGUGUGUGGGAGGUGCGUGUGUGACCAAGCAAGACUUGGGACUGUACAAGGGAAAUAUUGUGAAAUAGACGACUUCUCCUGUCCGUACAAAGGGGAACUCAUUUGUGCAGGUCGAGGUGUGUGUGUGUUGGGACAGUGUGUGUGCGAGGAUGGGUGGACCGGGGAGGACUGUGGCUGUCCCCUCUCCACAACUACCUGCUAUUCAAACGGUUUGCUCUGCAACGGGCAGGGCAAGUGUGUAUGUGGGAAGUGUGUGUGUGACGAACACCAGCGACAUGGAGACUUCUGUGAGAAAUGUCCUACCUGUCCGAGCACAUGGCAGUCUUACUGUGAAAGUGGGACUUGCUUACAGGCUUUUGGACUUUCACAAAGAGAAGUGUCAAUGGUCAGCUCCACGGAUAAUGCAUCAGAGUCCGGCAGCGGUCAUCUGGUCAGAACGUUCCUCAGCGUCUGCGCCCUGACGGUGCUGUGCGGCCUGAUGGUGGUGGCCGUGUCGCGCCUGCUGCUGCUGAAAAGGGGACGGUCCCAGGGGGGCUCCGAGGACGGGGGCUAUCGUUGCACUGGAAAGGAUCUGUCAUACAUUCCAACGACCAAUGAGAAAACGGUGACCUACAGGAGGGACCGCCCACCUGAGCAUCCUUUAGAGAUGCACAUUCAGGUUCCUAAAAUGGCCUUCGGCGACCCAUGGCAGUGUUGAAGCCAGCAGAGACGCACCAGAGGAGAGCUGAAACUUGCUUAUGAGUUCCUGGCACAUCAGCAAAAACAUUAAAAAAAAAACGUGCACACGGAGAUUGUGAUUAAAAAAAAAACAACAAAACUUCAGAACUUCAACUGAAUUGUGAAAAAAAGUGUGACAAACUUUGUGAAAACUCUGGCCGGUAUUGUGGAAACUGAGAAUGAGGAAAGAGCACAAAUCCUGCACCUCUUUCUCCUGUGUAGCAGCAGGCGGGCUACAAUGUCUACAGGGUAAAGGACGGUUGUUCUUCUUCUUUUUUUAGCCAUUUUUAGCAGCAAUUACUGCACUUUAAAGCAGUCAAUUGUAUGUUUGUGUGUGUGUGAGAGAGAAUGUGUUUGCAUGAAAAGCAAUCGAAGCUUUUUUAUUUAUUUGUAAGUGAACACACUACAAUGAAUGAGAUCAUGUUAGUCAGAGGAACUCCAACUGCAUCAUCUCUCUGUCUUAGUCUGCCCCCUUGUGGUCAAGAAUGGCAUUUUUUCUUGAAUAUUACACAAAAACGACCUCAACACAUUUUCAGAUUCCAUAUACCUUCAAUACUGUCAUCUAAAGCAUUCUUUUUUAAUACUUUUAAUUGCUUUGUGAUGAAUUUACAUUACUUUUUUUUACUGUAAUGACAAUAAUAUGAAGACUUGCACUUAUUAAUGCAUCAUACUGCUGAAAGUGGGGGCUUGUAUGACAGCAGAGGGCUGUGGCGGUGUGUUUUAUACGAUCGGUGUAGCUAGAUUCAUUUGAACACUGGAAUAACAAAGACUGGGAUUUAUGUUUCAAAAUAUGCAUUCAAUCAAAUUGAGAACCAAACUCCAAAUAUUGUGAUGUUUGCAGAUUCAGAUUGCAUCUAGUUUUUUUUUAAAGAAACAUUUUGCAUGGCGUGUAUGAAUUUUUUAGCGCUUCUCUUUUUUUGAUUCUUUGUGUUAAUCAGUGCUGUUUUUUGGCACUUGCUGCUCUACUUUACUGUAAACACUAAUGAUUAUUUAUUUUUGAUUAUUUUGUGAGUUUGAACAUUGAUAGAAUUUUUUAAAAAUCUAAUUUAUAAGACAGCUAAUGUAGUUGGAAACAUGAAGAACUGCAAGAAUUACUCAGCAAUAAGGUAGCUUUUGAUCAUCUCAUCUAACUUGGUACUGAAUUUGGAUUUUUUAAAAGCACUUUUUAAGAUAAUUUUGCUGUAAUUUAAUGUGACUCUUCUUAAUAUCUGGUUUCAUUUCAAUAAAAUGUAUGUUUUUUUUAA
Messenger RNA from Oryzias melastigma (Indian medaka), 4145 nucleotides. RefSeq names its product integrin, beta 8 (gene itgb8). Bases 653 to 2881 code for a protein of 742 amino acids. NCBI's taxonomy places the organism in Eukaryota, Metazoa, Chordata, Actinopteri, Beloniformes, Adrianichthyidae. Gene Ontology annotation, molecular function: integrin binding. Gene Ontology annotation, biological process: integrin-mediated signaling pathway; cell adhesion mediated by integrin; cell migration. Gene Ontology annotation, cellular component: cell surface; focal adhesion; integrin complex. The record is from RefSeq and is a predicted model, not a curated record. The transcript has 15 exons.